Nomascus leucogenys (northern white-cheeked gibbon) is the source of this 4604-nucleotide messenger RNA. NCBI's taxonomy places the organism in Eukaryota, Metazoa, Chordata, Mammalia, Primates, Hylobatidae. The record is from RefSeq and is a predicted model, not a curated record.
AGUAAUGCACACGAAUCCGGAAGUGACGCCAGGAGAAGAGGAAGUGAAGGCUACAGGGUAUCCACGUGGGUUCUGAGCGUGUUUCUACGUACCUGGAAGCCGGUCAUUUAAGCUCACUCCCCGCCACGGCUUAGUCAACAUGGGUCGCUCGGGAAAGUUGCCCUCUGGUGUCUCAGCUAAGUUGAAGCGCUGGAAGAAAGGCCACAGCAGCGACAGCAACCCCGCCAUCUGCCGCUACCGCCAGGCCGCACGCAGCCGCUUCUUUAGCCGGCCGUCAGGAAGGAGUGACCUGACAGUCGAUGCUGUGAAGUUACAUAAUGAGCUGCAGUCAGGGUCCUUGCGCUUGGGCAAAAGCGAAGCCCCCGAGACGCCCAUGGAAGAAGAGGCGGAGCUGGCUGUCACCGAGAAGUCCUCGGGCACCUUCCUGAGUGGCCUUUCCGACUGCACAAACGUCACCUUCAGCAAAGUACAGCGCUUCUGGGAGUCCAACUCGGCUGCCCACAAGGAGAUCUGUGCUGUUCUGGCUGCUGUCACUGAGGUGAUUCGCUCCCAGGGAGGGAAGGAGACAGAGACUGAGUACUUCGCUGCUCUGAUGACAACAAUGGAAGCUGUGGAGUCCCCGGAGUCCCUGGCUGCCGUUGCUUACCUGCUGAACCUUGUCCUGAAGCGUGUUCCCAGCCCUGUGCUCAUUAAGAAGUUCUCUGAUACCUCCAAAGCCUUCAUGGAUAUCAUGUCAGCUCAGGCCAGCAGCGGCUCAACCUCUGUACUCCGAUGGGUCCUUUCCUGCCUGGCCACCCUUCUGCGGAAGCAAGACCUGGAGGCCUGGGGCUACCCCGUGACCCUUCAGGUGUAUCAUGGGCUGCUGAGCUUCACGGUGCAUCCCAAGCCCAAGAUCCGGAAGGCUGCCCAGCAUGGAGUAUGCUCAGUCCUCAAGGGCAGUGAAUUCAUGUUUGGUGAAAAGGCCCCUGCCCAUCAUCCUGCUGCCAUUUCCACUGCCAAGUUCUGCAUCCAGGAGAUUGAGAAGUCUGGAGGCUCUAAGGAGGCCACCACCAUGCUGCACAUGCUGACGCUGCUGAAGGACCUGCUGCCCUGCUUCCCGGAAGGCCUGGUGAAGAGCUGCAGUGAGACUCUCCUCAGGGUCAUGACCUUGAGCCAUGUGCUGGUGACAGCCUGUGCCAUGCAGGCCUUUCACAGCCUCUUCCACGCCAGGCCUGGCCUGAGCACCCUGUCGGCAGAGCUCAACGCCCAGAUCAUCACGGCCCUGUAUGACUAUGUUCCCAGUGAGAAUGAUUUACAGCCCCUGCUAGCCUGGCUUAAGGUCAUGGAGAAAGCCCACAUCAACCUGGUGAGGUUGCAGUGGGACCUGGGGCUAGGCCACCUCCCUCGCUUUUUUGGAACUGCGGUGACCUGCCUCCUUUCCCCACACUCACAAGUGGUGACCGCUGCUACGCAGAGCCUCAAGGAGAUCCUGAAGGAAUGCGUGGCUCCCCACAUGGCUGACAUUGGCUCCGUGACCUCCUCGGCCUCAGGCCCUGCCCAAUCUGUUGCCAAGAUGUUCAGGGCAGUGGAGGAGGGCCUGACGUACAAAUUCCAUGCGGCCUGGAGCUCCGUGUUGCAGCUGCUGUGUGUCUUCUUCGAGGCAUGUGGGAGGCAGGCCCACCCUGUGAUGAGGAAGUGCCUCCAGUCCCUGUGUGACCUGCGCCUCUCCCCUCAUUUCCCCCACACGGCGGCUCUCGACCAGGCAGUGGGGGCUGCGGUGACCAGUAUGGGACCUGAGGUGGUGCUGCAGGCUGUGCCUUUGGAAAUUGAUGGCUCUGAGGAGACUCUGGAUUUCCCACGGAGCUGGCUGCUGCCUGUCAUCCGAGACCAUGUUCAGGAAACGCGACUUGGUUUUUUCACCACCUACUUCUUGCCCCUGGCUAACACCCUGAAGAGCAAAGCCAUGGACCUGGCUCAGGCAGGCAGCACAGUGGAGUCUAAGAUCUACGACACACUCCAGUGGCAGAUCUGGACACUCCUGCCUGGGUUCUGCACGAGGCCCACAGAUGUGGCCAUCUCCUUCAAAGGGCUGGCACGGACGCUGGGCACGGCCAUCAGUGAGCGUCCAGACCUGAGGGUCACCGUGUGCCAGGCCCUGCGCACCCUCAUCACCAAGGGCUGCCAGGCAGAGGCCGACCGUGCUGAAGUGAGUCGCUUUGCCAAGAACUUUCUGCCGAUCCUCUUCAACCUGUAUGGGCAGCCCAUGGCAGCCGGGGACACUCCAGCCCCUCGCCGGGCUGUGCUGGAAACCAUCAGAACUUACCUCACCAUCACUGACACUCAGUUGGUGAACAGUCUCCUCGAAAAAGCCAGUGAGAAGGUGCUCGACCCUGCCAGCUCUGACUUUACCAGAUUGUCUGUCCUGGACCUGGUAGUGGCCUUGGCUCCAUGUGCUGACGAAGCUGCCAUCAGCAAGCUAUACUCCACCAUCCGGCCCUACCUAGAGAGCAAGGCCCACGGGGUGCAGAAGAAAGCCUACCGAGUGCUGGAGGAGGUGUGUGCCAGUCCUCAGGGCCCCGGGGCCCUCUUCGUGCAGAGCCACCUGGAGGACCUGAAGAAGACACUGCUGGACUCGCUGCGGAGCACCUCCUCGCCCGCCAAGAGGCCCCGUUUGAAGUGCCUCCUACACAUCGUGAGGAAGCUCUCAGCUGAACACGAGGAGUUCAUCAGUGCCCUCGUCCCAGAGGUGAUCCUGUGCACCAAGGAGGUGUCGGUGGGCGCACGGAAGAACGCUUUUGCACUGCUCGUGGAGAUGGGCCAUGCUUUCCUAAGGUUUGGCUCGAACGAGGAAGGUAAGGCCCAGGGGGCUGGGGGUGGACACUCUGCUCAUAGACUGGGUGGAGGGAAGCACCCCUCAAAAACGGUGGAGAGAGCUCCGUGCCCUGGCCCUGGGCAGGCUGCUCCUCUCUGGCCCUCAGUCCCCCUACCUGGUGGGUCCUUCCUGCUUGACCCACCUUGGUCUCUGUCCCCAGAGGCCUUGCAGCGCUACCUUGUCCUGAUCUACCCUGGCCUGGUGGGCGCGGUGACCAUGGUCAGCUGCAGCAUCCUGGCCCUGACCCACCUCCUUUUCGAGUUUAAAGGUCUGAUGGGGACCAGCACAGUGGAGCAGCUGCUGGAGAAUGUGUGCCUGCUUCUGGCCUCCCGCACCCGUGAUGUGGUCAAGUCUGCACUGGGCUUCAUCAAGGUGGCGGUGACCGUCAUGGACGUGGCGCACCUGGCCAAGCAUGUGCAGCUGGUGAUGGAAGCCAUUGGGAAGCUUUCAGAUGACAUGCGGCGGCACUUCCGCAUGAAGCUUCGGAACCUGUUCACCAAGUUCAUCCGCAAGUUUGGAUUUGAGCUAGUGAAAAGGCUGUUGCCCGAGGAGUACCACAAAGUCCUGGUCAACAUCCGGAAAGCUGAGGCCCGGGCCAAGAGGCACCGAGCCCUGAGCCAGGCUGCCACGGAGGAGGAAGAAGAGGAGGAGGAGGAGGAGGAGCCUGCCCAGGGCAAAGGCGACAGCAUUGAGGAGAUUUUAGCUGACUCAGAGGACGAGGAGGACAAUGAGGAGGAAAGAAGCCGAGGCAAGGAGCAGCGGAAGCUGGCACGACAGAGGAGCCGGGCAUGGCUGAAAGAGGGUGGUGGGGACGAGCCCCUCAACUUCCUGGAUCCCAAGGUGGCCCAGCGAGUCCUGGCCACACAGCCAGGGCCAGGCCGGGGCAGGAAGAAGGACCACGGCUUCAAGGUGAGCGCCGAUGGCCGGCUGAUCAUAAGGGAGGAGGCAGACGGCAACAAGAUGGAGGAAGAGGAAGGCGCCAAAGGUGAAGAUGAAGACAUGGCUGACCUAAUGGAAGAUGUGAUCAUCAGGAGUAAAAAGCACCAGAAGCUCAAGCACCAGAAAGAGGCUGAGGAGGAGGAGCUGGAGAUACCCCCUCAGUACCAAGCUGGAGGCUCUGGCAUUCAUCGCCCUGUGGCCAAGAAGGCUAUGCCUGGGGCCGAAUACAAGGCCAAGAAAGCAAAAGGUGAUGUGAAGAAGAAAGGCCGGCCCGAUCCCUAUGCCUACAUCCCCCUCAACAGAAGCAAGCUCAACCGCAGGAAGAAGAUGAAGCUGCAGGGACAGUUCAAAGGCCUGGUGAAGGCUGCCCGGCGAGGUUCCCAGGUGGGACACAAAAACCGCAGAAAGGAUCAUCGGCCCUGAGGCCCAGGGCCCCUGGGCUGCCCUGUGGUCCAGUCUGAGGCCCUUUCAGCCCCCAGGCUGCCUUGCCACCAGCUCCAGGUGCUCAAGAUUCUGGCAGAGCCUGGACUCAGGAUGACUUGGAACUAGGGCUUGGCUCUCAGAAGUCCUGGAUUUUGGAAACUCCAAAUGGAAUCACCCUUCAGAGACAUCCCUGGUGCCUGGAGAUGGGAAUGUGGCCUCUGCCUCUGAGUAGGUGCCAUGAGGCACCUUUGCUUUCUGCCCAGAGUGGCCAUGAGCACCAGAACAGAUGAUCUCCGUUUCUGCCAGUUGCUUGUAGCCACAUGGCAUUCUGGCUAUGGUCUGGGUGAGAUUUAUUGUGACCAGAUGUAGAAUAAAUGUGUCUCAUCCUGCA